CCGCGGUCGAUUAUGUGCAUCUGUCAGGAGAGCAUAAAUAUUCGUCCAAUUAAGAUUUUUUACCCUAAAUGCCCAGCUUGCCUAAUGAAGAAACACGAUAAGACCGUGUUCGGGAUCUAUCCGGUUUCGGCCGCGUGUGGAUUGAGCAUUUAGAAAGUUAACGUUAGCGUUAUUCGUUUAGCUUUUCGACGGACUUUGGGGUUUGUUUUUGUAAAAAGCUUAGGUAGCAAAACGCGUGGCCUUGUUUCUCAUUCAAAAUGGUUCAGGGGGUUCAGUUACCCGUGUGCCUGAUAUGUGGUUUGUAUUCACAGGAUAUCCAGAAGCAUCGUCAGGGUUUUCCGUCCUCCCUGAAGUUGUCUAACGGUUACAUUUUACCUGAGGGGAAAAUGACGCCCAACACACUGUUCGUCGGCGGUAUUGAUAUGAAGGUGGAUGAGAACGAGAUCAGGGAAUUCUUUGCCAAGUAUGGCUCAGUGAAAGAAGUUAAAAUCAUCACUUAUCGAGGAGGAAUUUGCAAAGGAUAUGGUUUCGUUUAUUUCAGUGAGGAUGUUGAUAUCCAGACUAUCGUUGAUCAGCCGAUCAGUUUUAAAGGGAAAAAACUCAAACUGGGACCUGCAAUCAUGAAAGAGCGAAGUUCUCGGUCAGUGUCAUCUCCAAUGAUUGGUCCAUCACAGUGGGUAAACCCCCCCCCAUAUAUGUACUGCAGCUGCUGUCCUCCAGGCCUGGCCCCACCAUCACCUGUAUUUAGUGGAGGAAAUCAGUACAUGCAGCCUUAUUCUUACUCCAGUCCUCCAGGAAUUAUGGUUCCACAGGUGCCAAUGAACUAUGCACAGACCACGUAUGCCUAUCAGUAUCCCCUGCCACAGUGGUGUGGAGAGCAAAGGACGAGGCUUGUCAAUCAGAAUUUUGUGGAUUGUGGAGUGCAGACUUUGCUAACCCUUAUGUAGCCUUCACUACUAGCACAGACUUCUUGAUGCCCAAAGAAGCACGGGAGAGCAACUUGGAGCAGUGGACUUCAUUGGCUGUGUGUUUUCACACACCGUUGCAGAUAGGGUCUGCAUGAGUGUGAUGUGAAGGUGUAUUUUGAGGGAACAACAUUAUGACGGGAUGAAUAUACUUUAACCUCACAUCCACUGACUUUUGACAAGCUUUGUUUGCUUUUUUUUUUUUUUUUUCCCUCAUUUAUUUGUAAUGUCUGUGUUUUCCUUUCUGCGUCAUGGCCAACUAACUUUAAAGACACUUUUAAGCUCACGAAUGUGUAUUUAUAUUUUAUUUGUUUCAUUAUUUUAAAGUUUGACUCAUUGUUAGUAAUGCACCAUAUGCAUUUAGGUAACUGUUCGAUUGCGUUCAGUGUGUUUUCAAGCAAUGUUCAGUUUGCUUGUUCAAGCGAGUGUUCACCUUUUAUAGUAGUUUGAUUUUGGGGUUUUCACAAGGGCACAUGUUCAAACUUUUUUGAUUUGGUUGUUAAACACUAGGGUACAGUGGCUCCCCCUCCUUUUUUAUUGAUUUAUGUUUAUACAUCUGCUUGCUACAUCGGUUAUCACUGUACUUUUUUCUUUUUUCUUUCUUAAGCUGGUUUUCUUGUCAGCGCAGUUAUUAGGUGUAAAUAAAAUGAUUGCAUUAAUUCAAAAUUGAAAAUAAAAUUUUCUACUCUGCCCGUAAGUCACAGCAGGUCACAGGAUGACUGACCUGUUUUAAAUUAAAGCGAUGAUGGAAUAUUGAUAUCACUGUGAACACAGUCAUGCUGCAUUUUUCGGUUUUCCAGCACUUUUUCACACCAGUUCAUUUUGUUGUUUGACUGUUUGUUUUUAAAUUGUGGUUUUAAUAGUUUACUAAGAGUUAUGGGGUGUUUUACUAAACACAAAGCACUGUUAUCUUUGUACAUAGUGUUGCAACACUUUUUGUUCUUAUGGGGGACACAUUCAUCAGAUUCUUUUAAAACCCAAUUCUGACAGACUUGUAUUGAAAUUUCUCUUUUAUUUCCUCAUUUCCCAUCGGCUCAUGGGAGUUGUGGUUUCUAUUGUGCCUUGCUAUGAGAGCUGCUUCUAAUCACUGUACUCUGGGUUUUGCCCGUGUAUAUAUGUUUUGGAUUUUGAUGUUGGCAUUGUACGAUGUUGCUGUUUUUGUUAAUAAUAAAAAAUAAAGUUUAAUUAAUUUGG
Molecule: messenger RNA, 2159 nt
Organism: Danio rerio (zebrafish)
Lineage: Eukaryota; Metazoa; Chordata; Actinopteri; Cypriniformes; Danionidae
Gene: dazl
Product: deleted in azoospermia-like
Biological process (GO): germ cell development
Cellular component (GO): cytoplasm
Molecular function (GO): nucleic acid binding; mRNA 3'-UTR binding; RNA binding
Source: RefSeq, marked provisional